This is a messenger RNA of Stegodyphus dumicola, 2418 nucleotides long. Its product is annotated as major heat shock 70 kDa protein Ba-like. Lineage: Eukaryota; Metazoa; Arthropoda; Arachnida; Araneae; Eresidae. The record is from RefSeq and is a predicted model, not a curated record. Gene Ontology annotation, molecular function: ATP-dependent protein folding chaperone; ATP binding.
ACAAUCUUUGUGCUUACAGUUCUCCAAUAGAUGGCAGCACUAGAGUAUUGCGUCAAAGAUCUCUGGAAAAUUCCCGAAACAGCGGAGCGUUUAUAAAUAUGAGUUCUUGGUUCACCAUGUAGAAUAUUAGAAUACUUUAUAUGAGAAUUGUCUUGCGAUUGCAGCAUUUGAGCGCUUUGAAUUAUUUCCAUUUCUUGUGGUGAUACAAGUUCUUGUGGUACUACACUGAACUCUAUUGAACUGUUCAUUGUGAACCGUAUUUGCAAACUGUAAUACAGAAUGCCAAGUGGCAAAGCACCUGCAAUUGGUAUAGAUUUGGGUACAACUUACUCAUGUGUUGGAGUCUUUCAGCAUGGACAUGUAGAAAUAAUUGCCAAUGACCAAGGCAAUCGAACAACUCCCAGUUAUGUUGCCUUCACAGAUACAGAGAGAUUGAUUGGUGAUCCUGCAAAAGCCCAAGUUGCUCUCAAUCCAGAAAAUACAGUAUUUGAUGCAAAGAGACUGAUAGGAAGAAAGUAUGAUGACCCUAAAAUUCAAUCUGAUCUUAAACACUGGCCAUUCAAAGUUAUUUCUGAAGGAGGAAAGCCAAAAAUCAGUGUUGAAUUCAAGGGUGAAAAGAAGGUCUUUAAUCCAGAAGAAAUAAGUGCAAUGGUACUAACCAAGAUGAAAGAAACAGCUGAAAUGUAUCUUGGACAAAAAGUUGAGGAUGCUGUCAUAAUAGUUCCUGCCUAUUUCAAUGAUUCACAACGUCAAGCUACAAAAGAUGCUGGAAAAAUUGCUGGUUUGAAUGUCUUGAGGAUAAUUAAUGAGCCUACUGCUGCAGCUCUUGCUUAUGGAUUGGAUAAAAAUUUGAAAGGUGAACGUAAUGUUCUCAUAUUUGAUUUGGGAGGAGGAACUUUUGACGUGUCUAUCUUGAGUAUUGAUGAAGGAUCUCUUUUUGAAGUAAGGUCUACAGCUGGAGAUACCCAUCUAGGUGGAGAGGAUUUUGACAAUCGAAUGGUUGCACACUUUGUAGAAGAAUUUAAGCGUAAAUAUAAGAAAGACAUCAGAUCAAAUCCCAAGGCAGUUAGAAGACUAAGAACUGCUUGUGAAAGAGCCAAACGAACCUUGUCCAGCAGCAGUGAGGCGAGUAUUGAGAUUGAUGCACUCUUUGAAGGAAUCGAUUUUUACUCCAAGAUUUCUCGUGCCAGAUUUGAAGAACUGUGUAUGGACCUCUUCAGAAGCACCCUUGAACCUGUGGAGCGGGCCUUAAAAGAUGCAAAGAUGGAUAAAGGAAAUAUUCAUGAUGUCGUUUUGGUUGGAGGAUCAACACGCAUUCCAAAAAUUCAGAAACUGUUAAAAGACUUCUUUAAUGGCAAAGAACUCUGCAUGUCCAUUAAUCCUGAUGAAGCUGUUGCAUAUGGUGCAGCAGUUCAAGCGGCUGUGCUGACCGGAGAUACAAGCGAGAAUAUCAAGGAUGUGUUGCUUGUUGAUGUGACCCCACUGUCCCUUGGCAUUGAGACAGCAGGAGGUGUAAUGACGAAAAUCAUUGAAAGAAAUGCUCAUAUUCCAUGCAAAACAUCUCAGAUAUUUACAACUUAUUCAGAUAAUCAGCCAGGAGUGGACAUCCAAGUAUUCGAGCGGGAGCGAGCUAUGACAAAAGAUAAUCACCUGCUUGGAAGGUUUCAGUUAUCUGGUAUUCCUCCAGCUCCUCGAGGAGUUCCUCAGAUUGAAGUGACUUUUGAUUUGGAUGCCAAUGGUAUACUUCAAGUAUCUGCCAUGGAUAAAAGUUCAGGUAAAUCACAAAGUAUUACCAUAACCAAUGACAAAGGAAGAUUAACAAAGGAUGAAAUUGAAAGAAUGCUGCAAGAAGCCAAGCAGUAUGAGAGAGAAGACCAAGAGCAGAGGGAAAGAAUAACAUCUAGAAAUUCUCUAGAAAGUUAUGUAUAUUCUGUGAAACAAGCUGCAGAAUCUGCUCCAGAUGAUAAACUCUCAUCUAGUGACAAGUCAAAAGUAAAGGAUGUUUGUGAAGGUGUCAUUCAAUGGCUGGAUAAUAAUACUUUGGCAGAAAAGGAUGAGAUUGAACAUAAAAUGAAGGAAAUACAAAGUGAAUUGUCACCAAUAAUGACGAAACUACAUCAGGGUGGGGCAGCUGGUGGUGCAACAGGUGGCAGCACAUCUGGACCAACAGUAGAAGAAGUAGACUAAAUGCAUUAUGUGUUAAAAGAUUAUUAACCAAAGACUUUGUGAACUGUUCAAAAGACAAUUACCAAAGAGUUAAUCAACUGUAUUUCAAUUAAUAAUAGAAAUUAUGUCAAGCAUAUAUGGAAAAAAAGGUAAUGUCAUUUCAUUGUGAAUUAUUUCUUAUGAUCAUUAUGUAAUGCCACUUAUAAAUAAUUAUAUACUUUGUAUAUUUGUAUAAAAUUGUAAGUUAUUGUA